AUGGCAGCGAUUUUUCUCUCAUCCUCGAUCCUGUUCUUAUUCCUGAACCUCGCGGACGGAUUACUCAGACUCAGACUUCAUUAUGCUGUCAAGGUGUGGUUAUGGGAUGGAUCUGUGCAACCACACUUUAUUGUUAAUCUCCAUCAGAAUGGAAAGCUCGUUAUGCAGUAUGACAGUGAAAAAGGCCAAGCAGAGCCACUGGAUCCAUGGGCCCAUGUGGCAAAUAAGAACUGGGAGAAAGAGAUCAAAGACUUUGAAGAGAUGUCGAAGAAUCUCAGAAUGACUGUGGCAGAGAUCUUGAAGCUGGAUGAUCAGAAAAGAGGUUUGCAUUCCCUCCAGGAGAUGCGGGGCUGUGAGAUCAUGGAAGACAACACCACCAGAGCCUUCUGGGAAUUCUGUUUAAAUGGGGAGCCCUUUCUAUCCUACGACCCGGAGACUCUGAAAUGGAUGGAGCUCAGUUCCUCAUCCCAGGCCUGGGCUCGGAAAAUCAAGGAGUCCUGGGAUAAAGAUGAGAAUAAACACAAGGAUUAUAGUCACCAUGUGGAAGCCGAGGCUUGUGAAAAACUGCGAAACCUGGCCACCUGGAGAGACUUCACAGAGAGGACAGUGUCCCCAGUGGUGAAUGUGAGCCACAUUAACACCACAGCGGACAGUGUCACCCUGAAGUGCCAGGCUUCUGGUUUCUAUCCCAGGAAUAUCUCACUGACCUGGCUGCAGGAUGGGGACCCUCUGAGCAGCCAGGACUCCCAGUUCCAUGGGUGUGUCCUGCCUCAUGCAAAUGGAACCUAUGAGACCUGGGUGUCCAUAAAGGUUCCCCAUGGAAAGGAACAGAAGUACAGCUGCCGUGUGGAACACAAUGGAAAGAAGAGUACACACCCAGAGACCUUAGGACUCCAUAGCCUUCUCUAUGAAGUGAGAGUAGACUUCCAGCAUGAAUCUGUGCAGCAGCAAUUCUUCACUGAGGAAUAUGUGGAUGGAAAGCACAUCCUGCACUAUGACAGCGAGAAAGACCAGGCAGAGCCACAGGGUCGGUGGGCUGAAGCCUUCCUGAGAAAUAAGGCCUGGAACACAGAGAUUAUAGACUUGAAAGAGAUGGGGAAGAAUCUUAGGAUGACUGUGGCAGAUUCCUUGAACCUGGAGGGCCCGAAGGAAGGUGAGAUGAGGGAAGAGACAGAGGAGUAUGAAGCUUGCCCAAAGGGCAGGGAGCUGAGAGGUAGAGACCUGUCUGUUUCCAUGUAA
Molecule: messenger RNA, 1239 nt
Organism: Elephantulus edwardii (Cape elephant shrew)
Lineage: Eukaryota; Metazoa; Chordata; Mammalia; Macroscelidea; Macroscelididae
Gene: MICA
Product: MHC class I polypeptide-related sequence A
Exons: 5
Coding region: 1-1239 (412 amino acids)
Biological process (GO): antigen processing and presentation of endogenous peptide antigen via MHC class I via ER pathway, TAP-independent; positive regulation of T cell mediated cytotoxicity; immune response
Cellular component (GO): external side of plasma membrane
Molecular function (GO): peptide antigen binding; signaling receptor binding
Source: RefSeq, a predicted model, not a curated record